Molecule: messenger RNA, 1118 nt
Organism: Photinus pyralis (common eastern firefly)
Lineage: Eukaryota; Metazoa; Arthropoda; Insecta; Coleoptera; Lampyridae
Product: serine proteinase stubble-like
Exons: 5
Coding region: 267-1118 (283 amino acids)
Biological process (GO): proteolysis
Molecular function (GO): serine-type endopeptidase activity
Source: RefSeq, a predicted model, not a curated record
CCAAAUACGAAAAUUAAUGGGAAUUCACGUGCAAACGACGAUCCAAGUUUCCACGCGACGCGUUCCAAAUUUCGAUUGAGAGAGACGAUUAAGUGGUAGAGUAUAAGUGCUAAUUAGAUAUUGUUAUCGGAAUGGAAACAAUGGCGACCUUAAAAUGAAACUUCAAUAUCAAUGGGCAGUUGGUGGAGUGGGGCUAAUUUUAAAAAAACGUAUAUAAGCUAAUUACGCCCAAUUACGAUAUUGUACUGAUUUUUGAACGCGUCAAAAUGGAAAUUGCUCUCUUACUGGUUAUAUCCACGUUUGUAGCCGGAUUUUGGGCGAUGAAUAAUUUCGCAGACGUACCGUGUGGUAGACGCAAGUUGGGCCGCGCCGCGAAGGUGGUCGGGGGUGAGAAUGCCACAGAGGGCGAGUUCCCUUGGCUCGUCUCGCUGACGCGAAGAGGUGGGCAUUUCUGUGGAGGAUCACUGAUAACCAAGACCCAUGUGCUGACCGCCGGGCAUUGUUUGUGCAGCGGAUCGUCUCCCAUACCGACAAACCAAAUUAGAGUGACUGUAGCCCAGCACGACUUGGUCCUUCCAUCGCCUUACAAGUACGAACGGUCGGUACAUUCGGCAAUCCUACACCCAGAAUACAUCUGCAAUAAGGUAAAGAAUGACUUAGCCAUCUUGGAACUGGAAAAGGAGCUGGAAUGGUCAGACCGUGUUCUUCCCGCUUGUUUACCCGAAACAACUGGCGGUAAGCAACUGGACGACGUUUUGGCGACCGUCGCAGGCUGGGGAUGGACGAAUGAGAACAACCAGUUGGGUGGUAGAGCGGACACGCUGCAAAAGGCGACGGUGAACAUACUCAAAAUGGAAACGUGUCGUGCGUGGUACAAGUCACAGGGCAAAAAGACCAAAAUCCAUGACACGCAAAUAUGCGCCGGCUACGAACAGGGAGGAAUUGACUCCUGUUGGGCCGAUAGCGGGGGUCCACUAAUGGUGACUACUAACUCCGGGGAGCAAAUGGUCGUCGGUGUAGUAUCUACCGGUAUUGGAUGCGCAAGACCUCUUUUACCAGGAUUAUACACGCGCGUCUCCGACUUUAUCCCAUGGAUCGAGUCGGUGGUUAAGAAAUGA